This is a messenger RNA of Vitrella brassicaformis, 1419 nucleotides long. The record is from the annotation of a GenBank genome assembly. Lineage: Eukaryota; Vitrellaceae.
AGAUGUCGCUGCUGCUCAUCGACGUAAGCCGAUUGAUGGAAACACAUAACAUGCGAAAACUCGCGCCUGUGCUGCCGUUGGUCAGGUGUACUCUGAUUUUUGCUGCCCAUGGUGUUAUGUGGGGGAGAGAAGGCUGCGUAAGCAACGCUGAGGCCAGUGCACCGUCCAUGCUCGUCAUUCCUCUAGUGCUUGUGUGUGUUUGCAGUGUCCGCCGUUGAGUCGUUUGCCGCUGAAAGUGGCCGACGCAUUGAGCUGACAUUCCACCCAUACAUGAUCGACCCGGUAUCACGAGCAGCGAGAAGAGGAUGCGGAUCCACUGCGUGUGGUCUGGACGUCUCCUGGGUGUGGUGUGCCUUGUGUGUAUGUCUGCAGCGCAUCCAUAAGGACGGCGAAGAAUACAUGGUGGGCGAAGAACAAAACAGCAGACUCUGACGUACUUGUCCCACGGGUGGUCCUGUCUGUGCACCACUGGCGUCAGGACUACUGCCGCAAGCGGUGGGGAGGCGAUGGACGGACGAGCGGGCUGAAACAGGAGGGUAUCUGUAGCACACACACCAGCAACAUGGUGCACAUCUGUAUGUAUGUGCGAUGGUUUGGGUGUGGGUGUGUCCGUGUCUUCAGGUCGGCAAGACGGCUGCGCCUUUGGCGGCUGGAAGGUUUGGGCGAACACGCUCAACGCCCACAUGCUGGUGGACUUCGCGCAAAGACAACACCAGCGGCAGAUGAAGGAGGCGCAAGACACACAGACGCCUGAACAGAUCGCAGGUACUCACGGCCCGGAUGGAUUGAACACUAGAGCAAAGUCAAUUUCCUUGUGUGUGCGAUUCGUUUGUCAGCCUUGAAGGAGGCCCAUCAGCAGCGCCUUGUGAGGCUGGUUGAUCUCUUGUUCACAAGGUAGGUACGCCGACAGAAACACGCAUGCAUGCCCAUCUGUCUCUCUGUCAUGGUAUUUGUUUGGUGCAGGGCCUAUGAGGAGGGCAAGAACAUAUCCCUCCCAGCGGAGCUUGAUACGGUGGCCGCAGAGCUGGGGGACAUCGAUGCCAGCGAAUUCCGAAAGCACCUCAGCGACCCGACUGGUACACAAGCACACACAACCAGAAUCGAACUGUUGAUCUGCCUUCCUGUGUCUGCAGCUGUUGCCUCCGUCAAGGAGGAGGAUGCAGAGGCGAAGGGCGGCCUCAGCAUCAGGGGAGUGCCGUACUUCAUUGUAAGGGAGAGCGGCAAGACCCCCGUAGCACUUUCUGGCGCACAGCCAAAACAGGCUUUCCUUGAAUUAUUCAAGAAGAUGCGGUAGAUGGACAGAUGACCAGGGAGGGGGGCGAGAGCUGAGUUGUACUGAAUGGUCGCAUCUUUGCGACACGUCGGUUUGUCUGCAGGCGAUAGAUCUGCACUGGAUAUUUGCAUGCAUGCGCAAGGAUG